Messenger RNA from Trichechus manatus latirostris (Florida manatee), 5310 nucleotides. It is a transcript of the gene CCPG1, whose product is annotated as cell cycle progression 1. The coding region runs from base 2060 to 4570 and encodes 836 amino acids. NCBI's taxonomy places the organism in Eukaryota, Metazoa, Chordata, Mammalia, Sirenia, Trichechidae. The transcript is spliced from 11 exons. The record is from RefSeq and is a predicted model, not a curated record. Gene Ontology annotation, cellular component: membrane.
CCGCCUCCCGGCUGCGGACGCCCGAGGGCAGGUUGUUGUUUUUAUGAGGCGUCACGGGGGCUUGGAGCUGUGCCCGCCGCCACCGCGACAGCCAGCAGUCGGGCGGAGGUGGCGCUGCCCCGCAGAAUCGGCCUCGUUGAUCGUGACGCCCUCGGUAGCAGCUGUCGCACGUCGUGCCUUGUACACCCUACGCGCUCAUCUCCGUCUGGUGAACCUGACUCUGCGAUUGCGAGCGCCAGUUUUAACAGACUCAGCCAAUUAAGGUAUUUUGUUGAGUAGGUGAUAUUUUGCACUGCUGUUUACUGUAGCUUUAUUAAAAAACGGAAGAGGGCUUUUUUGUAGGUAGAAUAGGUAACUGCAUUAAUACUGGGAAUUUAGGAGAGCUGCCUCCUCCGGUAAGGUCACAUCUGCUUGAAACCGCAUCUGUUAGAGCAUCAUACCUUUUGGCUUGAGGUCUUGAAUCUUACUAGGCCCCACGUUUCUCUGGGGAUAUUUAUUACACGUCGGAUGCUAGUGUGGGUGGCUUACUAUUGUUUACUGAGAUAGGUCAUAAAGGAAGGGAAGGCGAGAGUCAGGGUAUGGUUUCAAUGCAUAAUUUUUAACUCUUUUGCCCUAAGGAUGGGAUUUUAGUCAAAGAAGACAUUAAAAAUCGUUCUUAAAUAAUAUUUAAGGGUCUUAGAAAUGCUAAUUUUCAAAUGAAAUAGGUUAGAGAAUAGUGUAAUUUCAAUUUUGUAAACGAAACUUCAAAAUAAUGAGUACAGUUAUCUGUCAAUUAGAAAUAAGAUUGAAAGGAUAGUCACAGUUAUAAAAUUGAUUGUCUAGAUGGUAAAACUACAAACGAUUUUUUUCUUUAUUCGUUUCUGUAUUUUCCAAAUUUUGUACAUUUUUCUUUUGUUAAUUAGGGAAAAAAAAGCUUACUUUUAAAAAACGGAUGCAGACCUCUUUAAACAUUAUUUUAAAAAGCAAUUAAGCAAAAAAAAAGCAACAGCAAAAGCAUAUAGGUAGAGGCCCUGGUGCUUGACAAAUUUAAAUGUCAGUUUGGAGAGAAGGUACAAGAGAUGAAUUAGUUACACAGAAAGAAAAAAACAGAUAUGACUAAUUCGGGCACAUCAUCUUUUGAUCUCUUUUCUUCUUGCCUUAUAAAGUAAAAUCAAAGACCAAAGUGUUUAGUUUUUCUUCAUUUAAGGCAGUACAGUCUGGAUUAAUCCUGUAAUCCAUCAGGUGACAAAGGAUGGGUCAUGUUAACCUAUUGAAGAGACCUAGGUAUAGCAGAGUUUCUUAUUAUUUGUAAGCAUUUACCAGUGGGAAUAAAGAAGUUGUUAAACAGCUAUUACAAAAUAGAAGGCAUUUAUAAGCUUGUUUACAUUGAAUCACUUGGAGUGCUAUGUUUUCUAUGUCAUGUUUUCAGUUGUAUUUGUUUUCUUCUGUGGAUAUGUUUGGAUAUGGAUAAAUAAAUAACAUUAAUUCAUUACUUACCCCACGUUUUAUUUUCUGUCAUAAAGGGCCACAUUGUUCUUCCAUAGAAAUACUCAAUGCAUUUUUCCCAUUAUCAGUCUUAAAAAAUCGGUGUUUACCUCAACUCCUAGUGUCCCUUAACUCUUAAAUAUUUACUCUGAACCCUCCACCCCCUCACCCCCCUGGCUACAGAGUUCAGACUUCAUUUUCUUAGGUUGUCUUCUUUGAAGCUUCACUUCUCUCCCCAAAUUCCAAGCUCUUUCAGUAUUUUUCACUUUUUUUAAUACUUAUGUUCUCUGUUGGCUCAGUAUGUUAUUAUGUUUUAAGUCCAUUUUACAGGGCAUAGGAGACAUUGGUAAUUGGGUAACAUACCUGAUUUACCAGUUGAUUCCACAGUGUGGUUGUCUAGGUUGUGUAAUUUUAAAAAAUGAGGUAGUGACCAACUGCUGAAAUCACAGAAGCAGUGUUUUCUGAACAUGUAAAGAGUGUGGACAUGGUGGCAAGGCCUCUUAAGCCCAGGGUAUUUCAAAACAGAGAAUGCAGACUCAUCUAACAGUGCAGAACUCUUGGAGUCUGAACUGUGUUUGUUUAAGACGCCUGAAAGAUGUCUGAAAAUUCCAGCGACAGUGACUCAUCUUGUGGCUGGACUGUCAUCAGUCAUGAGGGGUCUGAUACAGAGAUGGUGAAUUCUGAACGUGGCCUAGCCAGUGACAGCCGGGAGCUCACUCCAGAAUGUUCAUCUCUAGAGCAAGAGGAGCUACAAGUAUUGCAGUCAGAACAGGGAGAAAACAGCCAAAAUUGCACAAUGUUAACGGGCGAAACGGCUUAUUCAGCUGUGGAAGAAACCAGGUCAGCUCUUAAGGCAGAGGAAGGGAAGUCACCUGAAGACAAUGUGUAUUUUGGAACGGUCAGUGAUGAUUCUGAUAUUGUUACCCUUGAGCCACCUAAGUUAGAAGAAAUUGGAACUCAGGAAGAAGCUGUAAUUGUUAAAGAAGCACAGAGCCCAGAAGACUUUAACAUGGGCUCUUCCUCUAGCAGCCAGUAUACGUUCUGUCAGCCAGAAACUGAAAGGUGGUGGGAGAAGCUGUGGAAGAUUCCUGAAUGCAUAAGGGGAUGGGAUGAUCAGCUGAAACACCAUGUUCCUAGCCAACCCGCUUUCCAAGUAUUUCCGUCUCAACCUGGCGGUGAUGAAUCAAGUAGUGAUGAUACGAGUCCUCAGCCCAGCCCGGCUCUUCGACGGCGCCGUGCCAGGAGGAGGACUGUUUCCGGCUCCGACUCUGAAGACCGAGAAGCCCACCCUUCCAAGGAGGCUGUGCCUAAGCGCCAGUUCACUAGUGGUCUCAACAAAUGUGUUGUCCUCGCUUUGGUGAUUGCAGUCAGCAUGGGAUUCGGACAUUUCUAUGGCACCAUCCAGGUUCAGAAGCAUCAGCAGUUGGUCAGAAAGCUGCAGGAAGAUGAACUGAAUGAUGUGAAGGAUUCUCUCUCUCCAUGUCAGCAGGAACAGGAGUCUCUCACAGACUAUAAGUCAUUGAAGAAAAACCUUGCAAGGUGUUGGACCCUUACUGAAGCAGAGAAAAUGUCCUUUGAAACUCAGAAAAAGAACCUCGCUACAGAAAAUCAGUAUUUAAGGCUAUCUCUAGAGAAAGAAGAAAAAGCCUUGCGUUCAUUACAGGAAGAGUUGAGAAAACUACGAGAACAGAUUCGGGUGCUGGAAGAUAAAGGAACAAGUACUGAAUUAGUUACAGAAAACCAGAGACUUAGGCAGCAUUUGGAAGAGGAACAGAAGAAGACACACAGCGCUCUCAGUCAAAGGGAGACUUUCCUGGCAGAAGCAAAGAUGCUGAAGAAGGAACUGGACAGAGAGCGACUGUUAACCGCGGCCCUAAGAGCGGAAGUCCAGCAGUUAGGCAGUAGUCAGUCAUAUGGCAACCCAGACUCUCCCAAUGUAUUGACUGAAAAAAGGGAAAUAGAAGCCUUACGGGGAAGACUUAGUGCGCUGGAGCAGAAGCUGACCUUUGAACAGCAGCGUUCUGAUCUGUGGGAAAGACUGUAUGUUGAGGCAAAGGACCAAACUGGAAAGCAAGAAACCGAUGGAAGAAAGAAAGGCGGCAGAGGAAGCCACAGGGCUAAAACUAAGUCGAAGGAAACCUUUCUGGGUUCAGUUAAGGAAACAUUUGAUGCAAUGAAGAAUUCAACCAAGGAGUUUGUCAGGCAUCAUAAAGAAAAAAUCAAACAGGCUAAAGAAGCUGUGAAAGAAAAUCUGAAAAAAUUCUCAGAUUCAGUUAAAUCUACUUUCAGACAUUUCAAAGAUACCACCAAGAAUAUCUUUGAUGAAAAGGGGAAUAAAAGAUUUGGUGCUCCAAAAGAAGAGGCAGCUAAAAAAUCAGGAACAGUUUAUCGCGAGUAUUUACAUCCACAGUAUAAGGCAACCACACAAAACCGGAAUAGUAGAGGCCCCACUGGGCAGAGAGCGGGAAGGAGGGAAAAGCCCAUUCACUCUGGAAAACACACGAACUCACAGAGAUGCAGUGCUGAGCAUGACUGUAGUGAAAAUUAUCAUUCUGUGAGAAAGGGUUGUUCUGAUGUAUUUGACUGUGCACGACAGGAAUCCAUUAGUCUUUUUAAUGUAGUGUUGAAUCCUGUAAGGAUAGACGAAUUUAGACAGUUAAUACAAAGAUACUUAUUAAAAGAGCUGGAUGGUUUCCAUCACUGGAAGGAACUUGAUCAGUUCAUCAGUCAGUUUUUCCUGAAUGGCGUCUUCAUACACGACCGGAAGCUCUUCAUCGACUUCGUUAGUGAUGUUAAAGACUAUCUGAAAGCCAUGAAGGAGUAUCAGGUAGAUGAUGAUGGAGCGUUUGAGAAUCUGGAUGGAUAUAUUUACAGACACUUCCUUGGUGACACUUUUUCCCCUCCAUAUGGACCCAGUCGACCUGAUAAAAAGCAACGUACGGUAAAUAUUGAAAACUCCAGGCAUCGAAAACAAGAGCAGAAGUACCCUCAGCCACAGCCUCAUAAAAGGGAAGGUAAAUGGCAUAAGCAUGGUCGCACCAAUGGAAGACACAUGGCACAUCUGGAAAUAGAAUUGGGGCAGUUUCCUUUUGAUCCUAAAUAUUGACCAUCAUGAUUGUUAACUAAAAACUGUAAGAGAAACAUGGAUGUUUUCUACCGUGUUCGGUGUUGAAGCUAAGAUGAAAUUACCAAGAUAACAAUGUCUUUUUUUCAUUUCUAAGUAUCAGUUUGAUGACUUUAUACUGUUACUCAGAAACAUCAAUCAAAAGCUUACUAACCUGCACUUUCCUGUAGUUUUAGCUUUGCUGAAUUUUUUGGGCACUGGAAAUGUUCCGCUCUAGUUUUCUUGUAAAGGAAGCCAGGCAUGCAACAGAUUUUGUGCAUGAAGUGAGACUUCCUUGUAGUGUAUGAGCUUAAAGCAAGCUCAGAUCACACAUGAGAGUGUAAUGAACAGUGAUACUUGCGUCAAGUUUGCAGUAGAGCUUGAAGAAAGUACAUUGUGAUGGAAUUUCAUCUUUAGUAUUUUGUAAUCUUGCUGCUUGUCUUUUGUGGGUUCAAGAGUCCCACUGACUUGUGAAGAAUUUGCUGCCUUCUUACGAGCUUGCUGGCUUACUCUCUUGUGAAAUUUCUUGCACAUCUGAAUACUGUGGAAGAAACAAUAAAACUGCACCAUGAGGAAAACUAAAGGUCUUUAUUUACAAUCUGGCGUUGUGAUUUUAUACUUUGUGACAUUGUGUACAUUUCCUAGGUAGUGCUAUUUGGUAAAGCUGUUCACAGUGGUUUUGUGUUAGUUCCAUGAAUCUUGCCCAGUGUUUACUGAAGUAUCUAAGUAACAUCUGAAUAUUU